GACCUGGAGGAGAGAGAACGUUUUCUUGGAGUCACACAUGGACGAACAGAAGCAACGUUGCAAACAUUACAGAGGGACAAUCGAUACCAAGAAGAGAAAGUGAAAGAGUUAGAAAAGAAGAUACGAAAUUUGGAGUUGGAAUGUAACUCUGAAGAAUCCAUGAAGGAGGCUCAUCGAAAAGCAUUUCAUGAUUUGAUUCGGCGAUUGUCUUCAGCUCUGGGUUUAGAAUAUUCCGAAGCCAUGGUUUCGUCUCCAGAGAGUUUGAUACACAAGACAACAGAAUUAGUACAG
This is a messenger RNA of Gryllus bimaculatus (two-spotted cricket), 291 nucleotides long. NCBI's taxonomy places the organism in Eukaryota, Metazoa, Arthropoda, Insecta, Orthoptera, Gryllidae. The record is from the annotation of a GenBank genome assembly.